This is a messenger RNA of Penicillium chermesinum, 759 nucleotides long. RefSeq lists its product as uncharacterized. The record is from RefSeq and is a predicted model, not a curated record. The transcript has 3 exons. Lineage: Eukaryota; Fungi; Ascomycota; Eurotiomycetes; Eurotiales; Aspergillaceae. The coding region runs from base 1 to 759 and encodes 252 amino acids.
AUGGCACCCGAUACUUCCAAGCUUCCCGCGCUGUUUCGCCAAAUCAAAGAUGAAUUCCCAAGCUCUAUUAGUCCGCAUGGCUGGUACAUUCUGGCGGCCUCUGCCCUGAUCACCGUAUCUAACCCCGCAAACAUCAAUUUUCUCUACGAAUUCCUCAUUGCUCAACCAGAAUGGUCUACUCAUGAGCAGCGCAAGGUACUGAGUCGCCGACUGCGAGAGCAGAUGUUAAAGCAAUGGACGGUGGUUGGGAUUCCCAAGGUGAUCACCGCCGUCCGGGCGCUCGCAACGGUGGAGGCACCGGAGGAUGCAGACGACUCGUUUAGCAAGGAGGGCGAGACCAUGUCUCCGGAAACAAGAGCCCGCGGGCGAGAGCUGUGUCAUGCCAUCUACGGCGAGGACCGGUUCGAGGAUAUCAUGGCGAGCUGGGGUAGCAUGAGGACCGACAUCACCUGGACAGCCGACAACAUCAUCUAUGGGAUCUUCCUCUCAGAUGAAAGAAUCCUGAAUCGCCAAGAAACGACCAUUAUGUCCUAUUCCUGCAUGGCGUGCAUGGGGCUUCUGGGCACGUCUCGGCGGCACUUGGUCGGCCUACGCAAGAACGGCGCGAGCGACGAGGAAUGUAACGCCGUCCGAUCAUGCACCAUGCUCAUUGCUGACUGGGCAGGGGUGGAGACCGAUAAUUGGAUCACCAUCAGGGAUUUGGCGGUUGAGCCAAAAGGAAAGGAGAUGCAUGACCAAAUCAAGAUUGGACAGAUCUAG